AUGUCAAGCCGUAGGUGGAAUGUCCUCCCACCCUUCUCCCUCACCCCCUCUCCCCACCGCCCCUGGCGCCACCCCGAAACCGUCCUUGAUCAGCCCGCCCCCCCGGCCGACGGCGACAUAGACUGGGCCGACGAUGACGCCAGCUCGACCGUCAGCAGAACACCCAGCAGCACAGCAGGCCCGCCGCGGAAAAAGCGCAAGACAAGAAAACACUUGUUCACUCGCCCAAAAAGCUCAGCCAGCACAAGAGAGCCAACAUGGGAGCCGGAGGAGGAGGAUCCAGACAUGCUGGACAGUAUCACGGUCGCAGGAGGAUUCUUGAUUGUUGGGCAGGGGGCAAUCGAUCCAUUGCCCUCCUCGCCGCCCCCACCUCUACAGCCAAAGAAGAGAGGCCCAGGGAGACCACCAGCAACACCAAAAACACCAGGGUCCAACGCAAAAAUCACAAAAGGGAAGACAAAGACCACUAAAAAGCCCACGCCCUCAACAUCAACACGAAAGGGCCGCUCAGCCUCCAACGCCGCCGCCAAGCAAGUCUCGCCGGAACUCGGCCACCCCAAGUCGCCCAGCCCACCCGCCAAGUCACCAACCACGAAGCGCCCAGCCCUGUCCUUCGCAGACCGCGGACGGCACGGAAGCCCAGCACCACCGUGCACCGCCACGCCGUCGAAAUUGAACGCCCCCCACGCGCAAGACGACCCAAUCUCCAACCCCCGCAACGAAAUCCCCUCCAGCGUCAUCGACUCUGACUCAGGUACCCAAACGCCGCCCAACGCACCCACCCCAACGUCCACCGACCCCGCGCCCCCAGAACCGCCGCCGGCGCCCGCGCCUGCAUGGGUGACUUGGCCCACCGCGCUGACGCCCCCACCCCCGAACCCGCACGUGAACGAGCUUGCUGCGCACCUCACAUUUAAUAUCCACGCCUUUCCCACACUAAACCAUCUGUGCUAUGUGCUAGGCCAGGACCUGCUCCCACCGCGUGAUGAGCGCUCGUCGCCAUUGGCGGAUAUCUUCCCCGAUGCGGAGUCGCCGCCGCGCCAGGAGGUGAAGCCGUGCUAUGAGCGACUGCGCCAUGUGGUAGGGAAGGAGAUGGGGCUGUUACUCCCGGAGGCAGGUGCGGAGCAAGAGUGGGUUAUCUAUGUGAAUUACCACUUCCCGGUGCAGAACCAGGAGCAGCUGGAUGUGUGUAUGGCGCACUUGGUACACCAUGCACGACCGGUACAUGACAUUGUGCUGUCGAAGAAGAGCAAACCGGAGUUGUUCCAGGCUGCACUAGAGGAUGUGCGCAGCCAGGAUAGGGAUUUCUGGAAAGGACGGAGAGGGCAGAUGGCGGGUGUGAGGACGGGAGUGAUCCUACUUCAGCGAGGGGUGGGGAUGUCGAGGGCGAAAGCGAAGCCAAGGAACAAGUUAAAGAAGAAGGGGAAGGAGAAGGAGCGGAAGGAGCCAGCGGGUAAGAAGCGGGUUGCUGAGGAGGAAGAUGUGGAAAUGGAUAUGGGACGGGAGAUUAGAGAUAGUAUGGAGCCCUCGCCGGCGCCCACGCCCACGGCUUCGGCGGCGGUGUCUCUUGCGCCAUCAAUUGGUACAAGGCUUCUGCGUAUCUCGCCGGUGCGUAAUGCAUCCCAGGAGAGCAGAUUGAUAGAGGACGACGAAUCUACAACCAGAACAGCAACCCAAAUGCUUUCUACAAAAGUCCAAAGGAUCGCAGCACCCCCGCCCACCGCGCCAAAGGAUAACGAGAAAGAAAACAAAUCUUUACAAACCCCCGAAGGGGCCACCAACUCCACCCGGUUAGGGAAGAGGAAGAUAGGCGGACACUCUUCGGCGGCAUCUACUAGCUUGGCAAACAACCGGAACGAAAGCAGAUGGGCUAGCACUACCAAGGCUGAGACCUCCUCAUCGAAGUCUAAGGGUAAAGGCAAGGAUGUGGACAUGUCAAACUCGAAAGAAACCACCCCAGUAGCUGGCCCUGCGAGGAAGCGCAGGAAAACUAGGAUCAAAUCGCCGCCCAGAACGCCGCUAAUCCCAGAUGUUUCUGCAGCGCCGGAAAAGGCGGAGGUGCCAGAAGGACCGGAGGUGCCAAUAGCCACAGAUCUCCCUGAAGAACCAGAAUGGUCAAUGGCGAUAGAUCACACCUAUGAUCUAGAAGUCUCAGCGGAAACAUUUGUUCCUGACGAUCCAGAGCAUCCACCAGAAAUAGAGCCUACUGAGGGAGAACGGCCGCCGGAGCAAACUCAGCCACCUAAGGAACCUCCCAAUGAAAUUCAACUAUCAGCAGAUAUUUGGCCACAACCUGUUCCAGAAACUUCACAAACCCCGCCAAUUCCAGCAGCGUCGGAAGUAGCGGACAGCACAGCGUCUACGGAAACUCAAGGAACUCCAGAGGCUGAACAACCAACCGCAACCGCAACCGCAACCGCAACCGCAAACACACCGGCCAUUGAACUUCCCCAGAAAGAACCACCAGCAAUAGAAGCACUCCAUGCAGCGGCAGAAACAACCACCCCAGAGAUUCCAGUAGUUUCUGUGCAACCUGAGGAGCCUACCCCAAUGGAAAUUGAAAAGCCACAGGAAGCAGCCCAGGAGCCACCGAAAGCCUCAGAAAAAGCAGCCAAGCAGCACUCAAAAACCACCGAGAACGGAAAGAUACCCGAGCCAGAAACCGCAGAAAACAAAGUCACAACGACGGCUGAACAUCUUUCACAAGAUGUUGUAGAUGAUGUCAGGGUUAGGGCUAGGGCACAAAAGCUUGUUACGAACGAGGAGGUCAAAGAAUUUCACAACUUGAAUAAUAACAGGCUUAUCGAAGCGGAGGCUAAAGAGAAGGGGGCGCGAGCUAUAAAGAGUGGUCUGGAGGAUGGCGUGAAGGAGGAAGAUGAGGGAAAACUCCAGGUUAAGGUUGUGAAUAACAAUGAGAAACCUACUGCAAAAGAGGUAGUCGGGGAUGAGGCAGUAAUAGAGGAGCACGGGAACAAGAAGGAGGGGGGGUCAUCGGUGAAGCAGCUGGGGGGCGAUGCCCAUGCGAUACCUGCGAAGGAGCCCGAGGUUCCAAACGCUGUGCAUGGAAGUUUGCACGACGAACCGGAGGAGACACCAGCAAAGGAAACACCGAUCGAACAGGAAAGGCAGGGUACGCCACAAGAAGGAGGACAAGAAGUUACAACGGCAUUGAACGCUACCGUAGCUGCAGACCAAACAGAAGGUACACCAACGGUGCACGUGCUGCCACCACCGGUGGCAGUGGAGGAGCCACAAGACCCCAUAUCCACUCCGUCCGCUGUGGUGGUAGACACAUCUUCCGUGGUGGUAGAGAGGGCAGAAGAUGUGCCGGCUAAAGCUCUCGAUGAUUCAGGUAACGUCACCACAGUAGAUCCGCCGGCUCGAGCUUCAACUCCACCCCCGCCCCCGCCCCUGGAGACUGCUUGUACACCCAUGGAUACCUCAUCUCCUUAUCCAAACGACGAGGUGGAUGUUAUCAUGACCAACAAUGAUGAUGCCGGUGAGUCAAGUAUUCAGCCAACGCUUCCAGAACAGGAUUUGAGCGCUGCGAAUACUGUCUCCGAGCAGGACCCAACCGUACCCAUGGAUAUUGAUGACGAGUCACGGCCACCUGUCAAUGAUGGGCAAGCAUUGAAGGGGAAGGGCAAGGAAAUUCUGGAUAGUGCUAUCACUCCACUUGAAGGACAAGAACCGACUGUUGCGGGGCCUGCUAUUAACGAUGCCGAAGAUGAAGGGUCUAAUCCUGUGCCAACGUAUAGCCAGUCUGUAGAUAUUCAACAUGGGGCUUCUUUGUUACUUUGGGCCGCGGAGGUGCCGGCGGAGGAACUUACAUCUGAUGCUCCUGCCCUCGAGAGGAGCUCGCCGUUGCCUUUGACCUUGCCUAUACCUCCCAUUUCUGCACCUCCGGCCUCUGCGACAGCUGUCCAGCUUGCUGAGGAGCCACAAGCCCCCCAGCAAACGGAUGAGGUUCACGAGGCCAUCGCGGUUGCGCCCACUACAGGUGUAAAGAGAAGGUCCAGAGCCAAAAACUCAGCGGCCAAAGAUACAGCCAAGUCGUCCAAAGAAACAGCCAAACAAAAGACCUCCAAGGCCAAGCCCACCGGGCCACGAGCAGCCCCAAAGCGAACACUCAUCGUUUCCCUAAAGUUACCAAACGCGGAACACGCGCAGGGUGAGGGAACAUCACACUCGCGCGCUGAGGAAUCGCAUUCCGAUGGCGCUGCUGUUGCUGCAAGUACAACUCGUACACCACCACCCCCGGCCACCCCGUCUAAUAAUUGGCUCCCCGCCACCAUAGGCUUCACCCCCGUCAACCCUCCCAGCUCCUCCUCGCCACUUCGCGCAUCACCUUCUACGCCCGCGCCGUUACCCAGACCACAGCCGUACCGACGCCCAGAGCCGACCAACACGCCGCGCUCGAUCGCAGCGAAGCCGGGUGGUGUAAGCCCGAAUCCGAGGUCCACAUCUUCAGCAGAAUUACUUGCGGCGGCGCGGAAACAAACUCAGACGAAGAGCGCAAAAUCCAAAGCCGCGGUUCCGAGAGUCGGAAGUGCGACCACUACCCCGGAAUACCCGAAUGCACCUAUUCCGUCGCCGAUCGCGUCUCCUGGACAGAGUAUAGGUGGUCGACUAAUUACUAAUGCACGACGCAGCGGCCAGCCUUCGGAAAGCACGCCUUCCCCGAACAGACCAGUUGUCCAGCAGCAGCAGCCGCAGCUGGCGGCGGCGGUGGCGCCGCCGCCGCCACCUGUGGAUGAGCCCACCAUCCAGCAAACCCCUGUUGUGGCCACCACCGCAGGCUCCUCUCAACAUGUUGUUGUUCCGCGGCCCGUAAUCGUAGCCAGGAAUGUCUCACCACUGGCCACAGAUAAGGGUAAAGAGAUGCAGGUCCACCCCGUUCCAGAAGAUUCGCCCGCAGCGCAUCCAGCACAGGCGACGACACCGUUGCCUGAUGCCCUGACCCCUCCUGCUGCAGUGCAGGUGCCUCAGACACCUCAGAAUAGUUCGGGAAGACGCCUUGGAUCAAGCAAGCUCCGCGAAAUGCAAUCCAAUGAUGACCCAAGCGUUACAAGUGGUAGUCCUGUUGUUGCCAAUCCAUUACCACCAGCUCAGCGGACAGACCCCCAAGCACCUCCUACUACUACUCGAGAACAGACUCCCGCUGCAUCAACUACUGCCUCUUCUAUCGCUCCCGAUGCCUCUCCAUCAACCGCCGAAAGGGUCAUGGCAUCCACAACAAGACAGUCCACCCCACUCUCACUCCCACCUGCACGGUCAACUAUGACACCAGAGUACAUCGACUCCAAGAAGAUCCAACCUUUAGUCCCGAGGGACAACUUCCUCUACUGGGAACCCUCUAUCGGGAAGGUUGGUCCGGGUGCAGACAUUAAACAGCCCAUUGGUACUCUGUUACGUGACGCGGGUUCUGCAAGUGUCUCACCGAUUCAUGGAUCGGCGUCGGGGUUGGCUGGUUUCCCAACGAUACCUGUGAGUGGUAGACCAUUGUUCCAAUCACCACCACCGCUGAGGCCGCUAUCGCCAAUACGGGUAUCUCCUUCUCCUCCGCCACAAGUACCAUCGCCGCUGCAACCCAAACCACAGGCUCAGGUAGAUCAGCAGGGAAAGCCGCAGGGAAAGCCGCAGAUACAGCCGCAGGUACAACCGCAGCCGCAGCCUCAGGUGCAACCGCAGGCUCAAUUGCAAGCACCACCACAGGCGCAACAACAGGCACAACCAGACGUCCAGUCAGCGCCUCCGCCACCACCAGGCGCUCCAGCUCAAGUUUCUCCAGCCAAUGGUUCUCCGGCCCAAGAUUCUCCAGCCAUAGUUACAACCAAAGAGAUGAUCUUCCACAUCUCGCACUGCGAGGGCGACGACCAGAAGAUUACUCUGCACGGCCGCGACUUCCUCUCUCCAACUGGGUUCAAUUGGAAUACGUUCGUGAGCGUGCUCACGCAGAUGAUCAGCUUCAACCAAAGGCAUGAAGUCCUGGUCGUCAAUCUGCACCAUCUGGUGGACGACGGCGAGUCGCUAGACGAGGGGAUCCCGUUUUAUCGCAAGGUUAACGAGGUGCUGAUUGCGAAGGUGGAUCCGUUGGGGAGGCCGCCGAAGGAUUUGUGGGAGAAGGUUAAGAGCGAGAGGAAGAAGUUGAGGGCGAGGUUUGAUGAGUGA
This is a messenger RNA of Morchella importuna, 6171 nucleotides long. RefSeq lists its product as uncharacterized. The record is from RefSeq and is a predicted model, not a curated record. Bases 1 to 6171 code for a protein of 2056 amino acids. The transcript has 3 exons. Lineage: Eukaryota; Fungi; Ascomycota; Pezizomycetes; Pezizales; Morchellaceae.